UCUACUCACUCAACACUUACUUUUUCUUUUUUGACACAUUUUCCGGGAAAAAAAACAAAUUCCAGAAAAAUUCCAACAACCUCGAACUAAACAAUGCGAGCUAAAACGCCACCGUCACCGUAACAGAGACAAAGAGAUCUCCGCUGUCUGAUCUUACUACUGAAACUCUCCCACCUGCCCGAUCAUGACAACCAGCAUCCACGUCACCGCCUUGGACAGCGUCGUGAACGUGAACUCCCUCUUCACUUUAGCCGUCUUCAUCGGCCUAGCCUGGAACCCUUACGAUUCCAGCAACACCCUCGUCAACCCAGGCAGCCCAUGUUUCUCGAACUCGAGAAUCGCUGAAGACUUGAUAAAGUUCCACGUCUACUCCUUCAGCUCCUUCCUCUUCUCCAGCCUCGGCUUAGCUCUCAAGCAAGCUAUCAAGAUCUCCAAGUCCCAUGCUUUGAACAUCCACAUUAACUUCCGAGGAGCUGAGUUGUUGGAACACGUUGAUGUUAAUAAGUCGUUGCUUCGUGUCGGGAUGUUGGUUUCGGGUGCUGGGUCGGUGGCUGGAUGUGUGUUUUUGAUGUUGGCUUUGGUUAAUGUUGUUCAGAUCAAGGUUGGGACUUUGGCUUGUGGGAGUGGACAUGCGUUUGCGGCGGUUGUUCCUCUUGUUAUUUUGGUCCCGCUUGCUCUUUUGAUCUAUGUUUGUGUUGGACUCUAUGCUUUUACUCGUUAAGGUUUAUACUUUCUUGUUGUAUUAUGUAGGUGGAAUUAUAGCAGAAUGAAGGGAAAAGACUGAACUUUGAGACGUUGGGUGGUUUCUUAGUUAUUGUUGCUGUUUGUUGUAUGAUCUAGGUGGUAUUAUACUGAAUCAAGGAGAAAAAAAAGUUUAAAAUUUGAGAAUGUUGAUCUUUUUUUUUCUUGGAUUUUUAAAUUUUAAUGUUUCUGGGUAUGUUUUGUUGUAUGAUCUAAGGUGGAAUGGAAUUAUAAUGGAACAAGGCUACAAAGAUU
Theobroma umbraticum is the source of this 996-nucleotide messenger RNA. RefSeq names its product maternal effect embryo arrest 60 (gene MEE60). NCBI's taxonomy places the organism in Eukaryota, Viridiplantae, Streptophyta, Magnoliopsida, Malvales, Malvaceae. The record is from RefSeq and is a predicted model, not a curated record.